AUGGAGUUGGGGGAGGUGAAGGACGUCCAUUUGGGGCAGCGGAAAUCGGUGGUCCGGGAGCUAACCAGAGGCCGGGAAUCGGCCCUCCAACUGAGAGAGCUCCUGGGAUUGAGCUCCGGCGGCGGCGGGAGGCUGGCGGAGGAGGUUGUGGCAUGCUUCACGAGAGCCCUGUCGGCGCUGGAUCAGGGGGAGUCGUCGGAGGUCUGCCAGGGAGCCUCCAGUGCCAGCUCCGGCGACUGGAGGAGCGCCGCCUCCACGGGGAAGAGGAAGCCCCAGCUCGCCGGAGACGUAAGAGGAGGAGCUCGGCGGAGGAGAUCCUCCCACUCGGAAGAGUGGAAGGUGUCCUCGAAGACUCUCGACGACAGCUACACAUGGCGAAAGUACGGACAGAAGCCGAUCCAAAACGCGACGCACCCAAGGUGGCUCCUUCUCCUCUCCCCUCUGUCACUCCCCUUUCUUCCCGGAGUUGGUCGCCUAACCAGGAGGUCACCGGAAUUCCGCAGGAGCUACUUCAGAUGCACGCACAAGCAUGAUCAGGGCUGCCAGGCGAUGAGGACGGUGCAGAAAUCUGAGGAGAACCCGUCGGAGUUCAUCAUAGCCUACAGGGGCCACCACACCUGCAAGAGCGCCGGGAGAUCUUCAGUGGCCGGCGCCGGAGGGGACGACGGAGGACCCUUCCUGAUCUACUUCGACCGCCCCUCGUCGGCGCCCUCCUCCUUCCCAUCGUCGAAGCAGGAGGUCGACGACGGCCACGAUGCCGACGCCCUCAGCAUCCUCAGCGGCAAUGACUCCUCCUCGGACUUUUUCUCGCUGCCGGAGCUUUCGCCGGUGCCGGAGAUGACGACGCCCCAAUUUUACGACGUCUUUGGCCCAGACUCGCUGUCCUUCAGUUUCACCUAG
Molecule: messenger RNA, 900 nt
Organism: Spirodela intermedia
Lineage: Eukaryota; Viridiplantae; Streptophyta; Magnoliopsida; Alismatales; Araceae
Source: the annotation of a GenBank genome assembly